Messenger RNA from Agelaius phoeniceus (red-winged blackbird), 1980 nucleotides. The record is from RefSeq and is a predicted model, not a curated record. Lineage: Eukaryota; Metazoa; Chordata; Aves; Passeriformes; Icteridae.
AUGGAGUGUGUUGCUUUGUAUUGUCUCUGUCUCAACUAUAACAGUGGCCAGGGUGGUGCUGGUCAGGAGUGGUGCUGCCAGAGCUGUCGGCCAAAGCUGCCAGCUUUAGGGAUCUGCCUGGGGAGACCCCUUUUGUGUCAAGGCAAGCCUGGGGCCUGGAGCCUUGCUGGUGUCAUCUCCUGGGUGGGAUGUGCCUAUGGCUGGAGAGGGAGUGAGAAGAACAAACAUUACAACAGAGGAUACCUGGGAAUAUUCCCAGACCUCAGCAUGGUGCUGUGCUGGUAAUAAAGUCCCCACAGUAAUGCGUCCCUCGCUUUGUUUUGUAGUGCUCAGGAUGGCAAACUCUGCAAGAGUGAAGGGGAAUUACAUUUGCCUGGAAGGCCUGAACAGUUCUAUCAAAACCAUCAAUUGUGUGUAUGGACUCUAUUUGUGCCAGAAGGGAAUUACAUAUGGCUUUGUUUCUCCCCCUUUUUCUGGCCAGAAAUGUUCUGUGACUAUGAUUCUUUAUCAGUCUGUUCAAAAGAUGACAGACUUGUGGGGAAAUUCUGUGGAGAAGAUCUUUCAUUACCUCUUUUGACUGGCUCCAAUAGCAUAAGGCUGAAAUUUGUUUCUAAUGAUGAGGAUUAUGGAACUGGUUUUUCCAUUACCUACAAAGCUCUUACACCAGAUAUUCUUCCUGCUGCUGGCUGUGAGUCCCUUCUUGAAGAAGGAGUGUUGGAGAGUAUGCACUACCCAGAGCACUGCAGCAACCUGGCAGGCUGUCAGUGGAUUAUCUGUGCUCCAGAGGCCCAUGUAGUUAAGCUUACAUACCAGUCUUUUGAAGUAGAAGAGAGUGAAGAUUGCUCCUAUGAUGCCAUGACUGUGUAUGAAGAUGUGGGAAGAGGAAAUUCCUUUGCUUUCUCAUUUUUAGUUGAGUCUUGUGGAUUUGCCCUACCAGCACCUGCUCCAAGCUCCUCUGUUGUGAUGCUGGUUGUCUUCCUCCCUGAUGAGACAGAGACCUUUGGAGGAUUCAGAGCUAGUCUCCUUUACCCUCAUUUGCUAGAUUUAAAUAUUUUGAAUUCAACUAAAGAUGAAGAUUUUGAAAACAUGAGUGUUGCUGAAGAAGAAAUAAAGGUUAUGACAGAGGAUGCUUGUGGAAUUCCUUCAAAUCAGCCCAGGUUCCUCUUCAGUAGGAUAACUGGAGGUGAAGAAGCUGUGCCCUACUCGUGGCCUUUACACACUGCAGGCCAGAACAUUCCAGUUGUGCAAACUGCAGAUGAGCACAUCUGUGGAGGAGCAGUCCUUGCCCAAGAUUGGGUUGUCACAGGUGCCCACUGCCUUCAUUCCAGGUCAAUCAAGAAAUAUUUUAUACACCCAAAUUUUAACUCUGACACUGCCCUGCUGCAACUGGCUGAGCUCUUGGAAUUCACCACCUCCGUGCUCCCAGUGUGCCUCCCUGCCAUGGAGGAGGUGCUGCAGCCCUCGAGGAUGUGUGUGGUCACAGGGUGGGGUGCAGUCUUUGAAGACAGAGAAAAGGGGAAAGAACUGCAGCAGCUGGAAGUCCCCGUCCUGCCACCUGACAUAUGUCAGAGCUAUUACAUAAACCUUCCCAGUAAAGUGACCCUGGGAAUGAUCUGUUCAGGAUUCCCUGUGGAGGAAGGCAAGGACAAAGGUGAUUCUGGAGGCCUAUUAGUUUGUCCUUCAGGAGACAACUCAGGGUUUUACACUCUCCAUGGAAUCACUAGCUGGGGCUUGGGAUGUAGAAGGAAGAACUACCCAGGAGAAUACACAAUGUUAGGGUUUUGUUUUGACUGGAUCAAGAAGAAUAUUUAUAGUAGCAAAAGAAUUGUGAAGCGUUGGAAGGGGCUGCCGUCGGGGUCACUGUCCCCGGAGGUGUUUAAGGAAAGGCUGGACACGGCACUCAGUGCCACGGGCUGUGUCCGGUCACACUUUGGCCUCGGUGAUGCCAGAGCUCUUUCCCAACCUCAUCGAUUCUGUUGA